Messenger RNA from Wyeomyia smithii (pitcher-plant mosquito), 4276 nucleotides. RefSeq names its product fatty acyl-CoA reductase wat-like. Gene Ontology annotation, cellular component: peroxisome. Gene Ontology annotation, biological process: long-chain fatty-acyl-CoA metabolic process. The record is from RefSeq and is a predicted model, not a curated record. The transcript has 3 exons. NCBI's taxonomy places the organism in Eukaryota, Metazoa, Arthropoda, Insecta, Diptera, Culicidae. Bases 135 to 1547 code for a protein of 470 amino acids. Gene Ontology annotation, molecular function: alcohol-forming very long-chain fatty acyl-CoA reductase (NADP+) activity.
ACCAGUCGAGCGCGGCACAUGGCAAAAGUGGAACCUUUUGAAAAACUCUUUUUGUGUUAAAUUGUUUGUUAAAGUGGAAAGUGGAAAGUUAGGAAAAGUAGAAGAAGUGAAAAAUGUGUUGAACUCUGGGAACUAUGGGAGAUUUAAGCAUGAUCGCGUCUCGCUCCAGUGUGCAGGAUUUCUACAAGGACUCCGUAGUGUUAAUAACCGGUGGGUCCGGUUUUAUCGGGAAAGUUUUAAUCGAAAAAUUACUAAGAUGCUUCGAGGUGAAGAAAAUCUAUCUUUUGCUUCGAGAGAAGAAAAACGUGAAAUCAAAAGACCGCCUGAAGGAAAUCGUUCAGGAGCCAAUCUUUCACGUCCUGAAAAACAAUAACUCCACCGCAGCGAGUUUUUUCUCGAAAGUGACCGCAAUCGACACGAACUUCCAACAGGCCGAAAUAAUCAGUGAACAGGAUCGGGCAGUGUUGCACGCUGAGGUGACCGUGGUGUUCAACGUGAUGGCGUCAGUUAAGUUCGACGAACGCAUCGAAACCGCUCUGGAUACAAACGUAAACUGUUCGCGAAAGUUGUUCGAUCUGGUUGCCAAAAUGUCCCAACUACGCUCGAUCGUUCACGUAUCGACGUUCUAUUCGAACUGCGAUCGAGGGCACAUAGAAGAGCGAAUCUUCGACAACGUGCCCUUCGGUGGGCAGGACAACAUUCUGCAGAUAUUCAGCCACCUCACGGAACACGAGAAGGAUCAGCUGACUCCGUUCAUCCUGGGUGGAAUGCCCAACAGCUACACUUUCAGCAAAAAGUGCGCCGAAGUGAUGAUUCGGGAGCGUUAUUCCCACCUUCCGAUUGCAAUUUUUCGCCCACCAGUUGUCAUAUCCGCCUACCAGGAACCGAUUCCCGGUUGGGUGGAUAAUUUCAACGGGGUGGUCGGUUGUUGUAUCCCCAUGACGCAAGGAAAAAUAUACUGCGCACGUGGGGAACCGAAUUUCCCCAGCCAUUCGGUGCCGGUGGAUUAUUGUGUAGCAGCGAUGUUAGCGGUUGGAGCGGAACCAAGAAAUCACCGUCCUGUGGAGCAAAUCCGCACUCCUGUAGUGUACAAUUAUGCUACUGAUGGCAACAAUGUUCGGUGGGGAGACUACGGCUGGCGAGCGGCCACCGGAUGUGCGACUCCGCUGGGCAGGUUUUUCGGCCGGUUCGCCCUUGGAGUCUCAACAUCGCGCAUCCGAAGACAACUAUUCAUCUGGUGGUUCGUCUUCCAAGCCGUCGUAGCUGAUCUGUUGCUGACAAUCACAGGAAAGCAACAAAAAAAUUUCCGCCUGGUGAAGCGAGUGCUGGCCUUGGAGAAAGCAGCCUGCUUUUUCGCGCUGCACCGAUGGACGGUGCAAAAUGAUAACAUGCACCGAGUACAGCGUGAGUUGACCGAAGAGGAUCGAAAACUCCUGGAAUUCGAUAUCGACAAAUUGGACUGGAAGGACUACUUUAAGCAUUUUGUGCCAGGGAUAAAGGCGGCAUUGGCUCGGUGUGCUCAACGGCGGAGAAUAGAGUGUGGCUAAAUGACGGUGAUACCUGAAAUAUUUUGCUCACCAUGACGAUAAUAAUAACCCAAUUAUCCUUUCUGCUACACUUUACGAUCAGAACAAAUACCUAAAAUUUAUUUGAGAUACUUGAUGACUUCAUGAUUGGCACAAGAAAAGUUAUCACUGUACACCUUUUAAGGAGAGCGUACAAAAUGCUUCUAAAGAAAUAACACUCAACCAAGGUUGUGUGAACUAACUUAGACCACGGGUAUUGUAGUUGAAAGAACUUUGAAUUCGGCAUGCUAGAAAAUAUGCAUAAAAGAAAAUAAAACAGAGGAGCACCUUCUGUUAGAAUAGAAGAUAAAUACAGUAAAGACUUUGUACGAUACCACCUACCGAAACCUUUUGUUUCGCACUUGAGUGUUACUCACAGAGUCACAGUUAUUGAUGCUUAAACAUAAAUUUAAAGAAUUUUAUCAGGUUUUGAAACAAAAAAGUCCACACCAAAUACAGCGAGCCCGAGCUCCGGCUCGAAUUUCCCACCUGUCUUGCACUAUUCCUAACUUUCCGAGGUUCUAUCGCGUACUUCACCACACCGGGAACAAAGUUCCUGUAAUACUGAUCCCAAUCGACUUCCGCCAGAUCGAAGGGGAACAAACGUGAUUCCAGGGCGGUUGCUCCGGCGCACAUCCGCCGAACGUUGCCAUUUUCCAUUCGCCACUCGUUCACGCAGAAAAAUCGCAACACCUCGCUUAGGUUGACCAUUUUGUCGAAAAUCUGUCCCAUUAUGGCUUUUCUCCCGCGAAUCCUUCGCACGGAAUCCAGCAGAUAGCCCUGAAGGUACAUUAUUCGCUUGCACACAGCAUAGUGCAGAGGGUAGCGUGUUAUUGUUCCGGUGAAAUAGGUUCUAGAAGUAAAAUUCGAAUUACAAACUUUGUAAGCAAGUAAUACUAAUAACAAGUGUUUCUUACGCGAGUAAACGUUUUCCUAGCGGGAGCCCUUGGAAGAAACGACCGAUAAUUUCUCCCCAGGUGAGAUUGCAGCUGGAGUCGGUGUAGUUGUAGACUGGAAUCAGCGUACCCCGGGAACGCUGCAGUACAACAUCUACGGCACAGGUGAGGAGCGCGUUGACACAAUAAUCCACCGGAACAAUGAACGGACGCUUUCGAGAAUCCACCAAUGCCGCACUGUACAGUCCUUCGGAUAGUGGGACAACCAUGCCGGACGGACCGUUGAAAUUAUCUAUCCAACUAGGAACCGGUUCGCGGUAGGUGGAACUCACUGCGAAACAAGUUGCUGUUAGUAUAUUUUGCCAAUAAAAAAAACUAAAACAAUUUCACCUAUCGGAGGUCGAAAUAUUCCUAUUGGAAGGGCGGAGAAUCGAUCUAGAAUCAAAACUUCCGCACAUUUUUUGCUAAAAGUGUAAGUGUUUGGGAAUUUUCCAAUCAGGUGCCGAGUCAACAGCUGCUUUUCGGCGUCAUCCAGUUUGGAGGCGAUAUUCAUUACGUUUUCAUAGCCACCGAAUCCUAUGUCGUCAUAGAUUUUUUCUUCAAUGAAGCACUUGUCACAGUUCGAGUAAAACGUCGACACAUGAAUCACGGAUUUCAACCGCUUCAUUUGACCGACAAACUUGAGUAACCGAUCGGUAUAUUCUACGUUUGUUUUCAGGGCACAAUCAAGAGGUUCGUUGAAAUUCACCGAAGCCAACAGAUUGAACACAACUUCAACCUCCUCCAGGAGCUCGUUACUUAUCAGAUCACUAACCAACCCUUCCUGAUCCCACAAACAAACUUCCACAGGAACUAUUUUGCCUUUCAUCUCACCGAACUUCGCCGGAUCGCUGUGAAUCCUUUCGUACAAUUGUCCCUCCAACAAUUUCCGCAGUCUAUCUUCCGCACUCACGUUCCGUUUGGAGCGAAUCAUAACGUACACCUUGCGGACUUCCAGAGUGCGCAGAAUUUUCUCCAGCAGCACUUGACCUACAAAACCGCUCGCACCGGUAAUCAGCACCGUCGAGUCCCGGUAAAACUCCAAUACUCUAGAUCGUCCUCCGUCACUCAUGGUGGAAUCGAAUGUUAUCAACCAGAAGUCCGGAAAGUAACUGAGACAGACGUGGUCUAGACAAGUAGGCAAGUAAGAUAUCAAACCUAGCCCUUGGCAAAUAAAAUCCGAAGUGUUGCAACACUUGACGUUCGAUUAGCUCUAGGGUUACCCCGGGUGGCGAUGCAACGUAAUCAACUAGAAUGUGUCAUUUUGGUGGCUAAUAAAGUGUGUCACCCCACGAGACUUUAUUGACAAAACCAUGCCUCUACCCUAAGCUGCUUAGCUGCUUAGGAAACAGUUUGGGAUUUGAUCCAGCGUGACGUGGAAUCACGCCAAAAAUUGAUAAGAUAAAGCUCUUCCGAGAAUAAUCUAACAUUCGGUCGGAAGCAAGUUUAGCCCGGAUGCGUUAACCGAAAUUGGGAAAUCACGCUCCGAGCAAGAAUCUGGGAAAUUCAAAAUCAUGUAAAUACCCGGCAGAGCCGGUAAGUGGCUCUCGAGAUCAAAGUGACCUCUCGUUUCUCGAACAAAACUGUUGUCCCACAGUCAGCUGGUGGUUCUCUAGAGCGAGAAGUAACUGAUAAAAGACGUUGCCUGGUUGUUAUCUGUAAUUGUGCGACGAUCACGUGCUAUUGAACUGUACACAUUUUUCUCUUAAGUACUGUUGUCUCGCCACUCCAGAUGAUUAUUGAAAUAAUUGAUCAAGGGAAACCGUCAUCAGCACG